Molecule: messenger RNA, 2109 nt
Organism: Erythranthe guttata (spotted monkey flower)
Lineage: Eukaryota; Viridiplantae; Streptophyta; Magnoliopsida; Lamiales; Phrymaceae
Product: Mitochondrial import inner membrane translocase subunit Tim17/Tim22/Tim23 family protein
Source: RefSeq, a predicted model, not a curated record
UAAAUAAAAAAAAACAAAACAAAUAAAAAAAUAUAAAAUGACCUUGCUUCCGCACGCAUAACCAAAAAAGGAAGUCUCAGAUGCUGAAACCUCUCUAUUUUGCACUAAAAUGCGCACCUCUCCGCAGCCGCCGCCGCCGCCGCAGCAACAGUCAGCCGACGCAGCUUCCACGGCGGAAGCAGCGGAGCGCCGUCUAAGGGAGGCGGAGCAGCGCCUGAAGGAGGCCAUAGCGGAGCUGCAGCGCCGUCAGAGGGGCCCGCCUGAGAAUUUCUACCCGCCGUGCGAUCACGCCGACGAGUCGUGCGUCGCUAAUGCCGUCGGAAAUCUGUGUCAGAGCUUUCUGCUUUCUUACGGUAUUCGCGUCGGCAUCGGAAUUCUCCUCCGCGCAUUUAAGCUCGCUCGGCUCAAGUCAUAUUCUUCUCUCCUCGAUAUCAAGCAACUUGUAUCAGAGAAAGACCUAAUAGUCAGAGAGGAAGCAUGCCGUGUUGGUUUGCUUUUUGGUGGAUUCACUGGUUCCUACCAUGCUCUGAGGUGUUUGCUGAGAAAGAUGAGAAAGAAAGAGACUCCAGUAAAUGCAAUUUUAGCAGGUGCAAUCUCCGGUUUGUCUAUUUUAGCUUUAGAUGAUUCCAGCCGAAGGCGCACACUUGCUUUAUAUCUUUUGGCUAGAGUUGCUCAGUGUGCAUAUAACUCGGCCAAAUCCAAAAACAAAUUCCACCUCUGGGGAAGUCAUUGGAGCCAUGGGGAUACUCUACUCUUUUCAAUAGCUUGUGCGCAGGUCAUGUAUGCCUUUGUUAUGCGUCCUGAGAGCUUGCCAAAAUCCUAUCAAGAUUUCAUUCAGAAAACAGGGCCAGUUGCUGCCCCUGUGUACAAGGCUGUGAGGGACUGCUGUAGAGGUUCUGCAGUAGAUGUUGCUUCUCUAUCUGCUUUCUUGUCCAGUAAAAGGGUAUCCAACACUCUGAAGUUAGAAGAGUUUCCCAAUAUUAUUCCAUGCUCUAUCAUUCACCCUGAUACAAACUCGUGCUUACUUCACAAUGCGAAUGCUGCCAAAGCUACUUUUAGGAAGACGUUUCCUCUAUAUUUCUCUUUGACAUUUGUCCCGUUCGUCGUUUUGCGCCUACAAAAGUUCAUGGAUGCUCCUACCCGCACCUGUUGGCAUGCUCUUAGAGGCGCUGUUCGCUCAACGUCAUUCUUGUCUGCUUUCGUUGGUAUCUUUCAGGGAGUAAUAUGUUUGCACAGGAAAGUGGCAUUGAAGGACCACAAGCUCGUAUAUUGGCUUGCAGGAGGUAUUUCUGCCCUCUCUGUAUUACUCGAGAAGAAAGCUAGGCGUGGGGAAUUGGCCUUGUAUGUUCUUCCACGAGCUGGAGAAUCUUUGUGGUAUAUUCUGGUGAAUCGCCGCUUGCUUCCAAAAAUCAAGCAUGCCGAGGUGGCUUUAUUCUGCGCAUGUAUGGGUGGAAUCAUGUACUACCUAGAGCACGAACCAGAUACCAUGGCCCCAUUUCUGAGGGGCCUGAUUCGUCGGUUCCUUGCCAGUAGAAUUAGCAAUCCAGGUCCUUCGUCUAGUCGAAGUGCUUCUUACACGUAUCUACAAACUCUGGAUGCCAUGAAAAAGCCAGAUGUGCAAGAUAACCGAGAGAACGAAACUUCAAAUUCUGAGAAAUACAAUCUUGAAUCAAUACCCGGACUCUGAGCAUCUCUUUUUCCUUGGCUCAGCAGUGAGACAUGAAAUUAAUACAGAUUUAUGGUCUUGGUUUCUGGCAUUUAAAAUUCAGAUUUAUUUCCAGGCAACUGACUUGUGUCCACGAUCCCUAUGACGGAUUCGAUGAUGAUUUGUGUCCUCAUGACAAAAUUAUCGCUUAGUAAGAAUAGAUCUCUACUUGAAUUAAUUGUUGCCCAGAUUGUUAUUGUUAUUGUUAUGAUGGUCUGUAAAUAAAUUGCACCUUCAACUCUUACAUUGAGUAGUAGAUAAGAGAGAUGUCAUAACUGACUUUUGGUCAAAGUCUGCCGGUUACAAAAUGGUGAUUUAUAUUUUCUGCUCUGCAAGUAUUUUGUAUCACUGUUUUUCAAUACACUCUUGGAUUGGGUAAUAAUACAUUGUUAGAUGUGCUUUUA